UCUCUCCCAUCUCUUCUUUGUGGAGGUUUCACAAACACCACCAAUCUUCUUCUUCUUCUCUCAUCAUCUUUUUGUUACUUCUUAGUUUGUUCGCUUGAUUUGAUCAAAGCCCUUCCCUCGAUCAAGAUCAUGCUUAGCAAAAGAACUCAUCCCAUGAUAGGAAAAAUAUCUGAGCUCCUCGUUGGCGUGAACCGAUCUGCAGCCGCAGCGGCUCCGUUCUUGGACGUCUUGAUGACGAGCCCUAGAAGCCCACUGGAUUUCAAGAUUCUCCCUCAGAUAUCUCAAAGAAACAGUUCAAAGAGAUUCUACGAUGACAAUCUUGGUGGGUCCGUUGGUCUAGGGAUUGUAGCCGCACUCGAGAACUCAACCACUCGCCGGAUCACGAGCGUUUCUAGAAAUGAACCGAACCAAUCCGGCCGGUCUGAACCGGUUCAGUUCAUGAGCCAUGUCGGAAGCUCGGACGAGGAAGAUGAGGAGAUGUUCAUAAUGGACGAGGAGGACUAUACGCUGGUAACGUCUCACCAUGGUCCUAGUGGAACUUGUAGCACAAGGGUUUAUGACAAAGAUGGUCUCGAGUGUUUCGCAACUAAGGUUAACGAAGAACGUCGUGAGAGACUUUUCGUGGUCGAUGUCGGUACGGAAUCUCCAAAGAAUACUCCGGAGUUUCAGGGUUUGGGUUUCCUCAACUCGUGUUACUUAUGCAGGAAGAAACUUCACGGCCAGGACAUAUUUAUUUACAGAGGAGAAAAAGCUUUUUGCAGCACAGAGUGUCGAUCGAGUCAUAUAGCAAGUGUUGAAAGGAAAGAGAGAUGUAGAUCGAAGUUUUCAACCUCUCCUUACACCGCCGGUCAAAUUUUCUCCGCCGGAGUUCUAGUGACUUAGCUGGAGUUCUUCUACUGAGUAUAUAUAUAUGGGGGGAAGGGGUAAAUAAAAUAGUAACUAGGCAUUAAUAAUAUGCGAGAGAAAUAAAUUAGCAUAUAUAAAAAUAUGACAUGUAUGUCCAUAUAAAUGAUAUAUGUGAUAUGGUGGAAGAGAAACAACAUGAAAAUUUUGGGUGAAGGGGGUUUAUGAGAGAGAGCUAGUUCUUGAUCGUCAAGAUGGCGAAAAUGGAAUAACGCUCUUGUUUUUUUUUCUAUUGUUAUUGUGUUUUGUAUUUGGUGCUUAUUAACAUGUUGAAAUAAUUUUAAUGUUCAAAUUGGGUUUUCAUUA
Molecule: messenger RNA, 1209 nt
Organism: Raphanus sativus (radish)
Lineage: Eukaryota; Viridiplantae; Streptophyta; Magnoliopsida; Brassicales; Brassicaceae
Product: FCS-Like Zinc finger 14
Exons: 2
Coding region: 130-882 (250 amino acids)
Source: RefSeq, a predicted model, not a curated record